AGGUGCUGCUCCUCCUCGGCCUAGCUGCUCUGGCCUCAGCCGACACUCCCAGAUACGCCUACAGUGCUCCUCGGGAUUCAUUCGAAGAUGACGCCAAGUAUAACUUCAACUGGGCCGUCGACCACGACGACUCCGGCAACGACUUCGGCCACCAGGAGACCCGUGACGGCGACAGCACUCAGGGGUCCUACUACGUGCAGCUCCCCGACGGCCGCCUCCAGACCGUCAAGUACUUCGUGGACGGCGACUCCGGCUACGUGGCUGAGGUCAACUACGAGGGCGAGGCACGCUACGACUCGCACGAGUCUCGGGAAACAUUCAGAGCCAGACCCGCGUACUCCGCUCCCACUCCUCGCUUCGACUCCCUUGAGUCCCGUGAGAGAGUCGUUCCCGCUCCCUUCAGGCCCCGUCACUUCGACUCCCGCGAAUCCCUAGAAAUCCCCAGCCGCCUCUUCGACUCCCGUGAGUCGCUCGAAAUUAGCAGACGCCCCUUCAACUCCCGCGAGUCCCUGGAGGACAUCCGCAGACAGUAUGGCUUUUGAAGGAUU
Molecule: messenger RNA, 548 nt
Organism: Penaeus indicus
Lineage: Eukaryota; Metazoa; Arthropoda; Malacostraca; Decapoda; Penaeidae
Exons: 2
Coding region: 88-435 (115 amino acids)
Source: RefSeq, a predicted model, not a curated record